Carassius auratus (goldfish) is the source of this 7101-nucleotide messenger RNA. It is a transcript of the gene tbc1d14, whose product is annotated as TBC1 domain family, member 14. Gene Ontology annotation, molecular function: GTPase activator activity; small GTPase binding. The transcript has 15 exons. Bases 2818 to 4935 code for a protein of 705 amino acids. Gene Ontology annotation, biological process: regulation of GTPase activity. The record is from RefSeq and is a predicted model, not a curated record. Lineage: Eukaryota; Metazoa; Chordata; Actinopteri; Cypriniformes; Cyprinidae.
UAUAUAUAUAUAUAGGGUUUAUUUGUGACACGUUCCCAAACAGCAAAAGGCCCAAAUUAUUUUUCCUACAAAGUUGCUUGUCUAUAAUUUAUUUUAUGGCUUUGGAGUGAGAGGUGGUAGGGAUAUGGUGUUCAUUAUUCAAAAGCCAAUCCAUCGUAAAUUUCAUUUUUGCUCUAAUACCAUCUUAUCCAUUCGCUUUCGUCAUCUUCACUGUCAAGGAUGUGUAGUUUACCAUCUGCUAGCUUAAUUCUAACCUGGAUGGGUAUUUUCCCCCCUUUCAUUGUAAUUUUUUUUUUUGUUUGUGAAUUUUUUAUUUUUUUUUAAACCGAUGUUAGCAUGAGAAAUUACUACAUGUAUGCUACAUCAACAGAGUGUAAAAUGCUACGAUGUGAAAUUUGGUGAUAUUUGCAUUUUUUUUUUUUUUUUUUUUUUUUUUUUGAGCACCCUCUGUGUGUUUUCUUUUUAAAUUAUUAUAAGUGUGUGCAUUCUUUUUCUGUACCAAUGUGGGGAAACUGGUUUUAAAGCAUUACUUGUUUAAAGUUUGUAAGGGGGAAUUUGUAUGUGGCAUUAAAAUAGAAAAUGAUAUCGCCCCAUUCAUCAUUGACCAACAGAUGCCUUUUGAAAAAUUACCAAAUUGGGCACAAGGAUUUCAUUGUCUAAACUUUAUUUGUCAUAAAAUGUCAAAUAAAUUAAAAUAGCAAAAAGGAAGGAAUAUAUAUAUAUAUAUAUAAUAUAAACAGUGAUUACAUAUAACUUAAAUGUGCUUAUUCCCCUUUGCAAGUGAGAAAGUUUUUGUUGACUGCAGUUUUUUCUAUUGGUGCUAAUAUUCAUACACUACAACAAAGAUAUAAUCUUCAAAUGUGUGUAAGAAAAAAUGGCCACACAGUUAGUCCUAAAAGAUUUGUGCUUCUUUUAACAAACCGGUUGGGCCUUGUUUUUGAGACAAGGUCUAGACCUAAUGUUUGUUAAAGUGUGUGAUCCAGAACUGUAGACCCUAACCUUGGAGAGAUGAUUUUGUGUGACCCAGUUUGACUGUUUGUGUGUUUCCCCACAUUAUUUGCUCAUUGUGGUUGUGGGAUUUUGAUUAUUGUUUGAUGGAGAUUAAUAAAAAUUUAUAGUGGUAGAAAGUGAGUGUGAGGGCACAAAGUUAUUGUACUGUAUGCUAUAACUGGGUACAGCAGUGCGAAUAGACUCCUUUAUUGGAUUUUUAUUCUAAUUCAAUGUAAUUUUUUCAGUUUAAAAUGCUGUCAGAUUCUGAAAUUCAGUUAAACAAGGCUGGCAUCACUUUCUCUAAUCAAUCCCAAUCCUUGUUCUGUCAAGCACUUGGAGUUAAAUAUUGCCGUCUUCCAAAAUUGUUACUUUAGUUUGGUUUUUGAUAAGAUUAUGAAACUUGUUUAUGGUGGGUGGGUGACUGAGGACAAAAGCAUUUUAGAUUUUGAGAAAAUGCAUAAAUCUAGUAAAUGUGUUUGACAGUCAAAUAGAACAGCAUAGACCGAUUAUUUACCGUUAAACACUUUUUUUUUUUUUUUAAUGGUUCCUCUCUUAGUUUGAACAGACUUGUUUUUUUUUCUUCCAAGUCUAACUCUGUGUGCAAGGUGGGAUGGUUGCUGAAGAAAGACCUGAGCACUCGUGUCUAUGGGGGACUGAAAAUUGCAUUUUCUUUUAUUUAAAGGUUUUGGUUUAGUCAGUACAUUUGAAGAGGUUAACUUUCAAGUUCUUAAAGGUUUAAAGUUUUGAUUGCAAUGUUGUUUAACUUUUAAUGCAGAACUCUCAGUUUCCUUAUUGCAAUCAUUGUGAAGUUUCUAAACCUUUAAUAAACCUAUUUUUAAAAAAAAAUCAUAUUUGUUGUUUAUUUGUGAUCAUAAGAGAGAGUCUGAUUUCUACAAUCAUUAGCCAGACAGCUAAAUGUUGAACAGGUCACUUCUAGGUACACAUUAAGCUUUGACUCUGGACAACCCGGAUAUAACCGAAUAAGACCGUGAGGAAAACGCUUCAUCUCCAAGUAGAGCUCGGACCUUGAAGACUGUCCAGAAUAACUUGUCACAGAACCGUGUCUCUUGGUAGUAGUCAAAUUAAAGUAUAUAUAAGAACCGUGUUCUGACAGUAACAUCAAUCACAACUGGCUGGACUCCUGGUAAAUAGACUGGUGAAAUCCAGCUGUUUGCAGCCAGUGGUCAGGCGCGUUCAUUAAAGCUGCUGUUAGGAAUAAGGGACGUUCACUUUAAUCAGACUCAUGUAGGUUUAGGGUUUGUUUUAGUUACUGUAGCAACAGUCUGUCUACUGGUUACUGUUAAAAUAUCGCCAACGGUUUCAUUACUUCGAUCCAGAAAUAAACGGUAUCUACGCAUAAACUUCACCUUCACGCCGUGUGUGUAACUUACACGUAAAGCAACAAAACCAUAAUCAAUCACCGGAGAGUAACGUUACGAUAUGACACUGCGUCGAGUCGCGUCGCUCUGUGUGUACAGUGUGUUCAGGGCACUGGAGGUCACUUCCUGAUUUACUGACUGUCGGCAAGAUGUCUCAACACUUUCAAAACGCUCUGCCUCUUUUGAAAUGACAACGUUUUGUGUGCCUGAAAAGCGACGGUACCUCCACAGGUGGAAGAAGCCAAAGUUUGUGACUUUAUUUGAUGCAGACCAGCUCUUCAUUCAGUCGUAGCGCAGGUGGAUUUAUCAGUAGUGACUCGCAUGUUUUCCUGGCACGUUUAUAUCAGUCAGGAUGUUUUAAAAUGGCGGUGGCAGCGUCACAACAGGGUCUGGAGUAAAUGUGAGGAGGUGAUGGACGCACACACAUCUUUCCAGCUGCAGCAGGAACAUGGCAGAAGCAGAGCACACUGAUGGGGAGUUCAGUGUUACAGAUUUCCAGGUCUCAUCGUUCAGCAGCUCUUCUCACAACCUGGGUUUGCAGAUUGCCUCAAAGCUUCUCACCCAAAACCAUGUCAACCAUCACAUGCCCUCCGUCUCUCCGCUGCCUCCUGUCUCCCUCAGUUGCAAAUCAUUCACUCCAUGUAAUGGCACAUGUGAUGAGGAUGGCAGCAGCUUGGCCUCUCAGGACUCAGGAAUCCCCACCCUUGAGAUGAACCCUCCUGAGCACACUCAGGCUCGAGUCACCACUGCUGAGCUGGUGCUUCCACCUCCACAUGAUGAUAGUCCAGCAACACUAAACCUGGAUAUCUCAGAUAGCUCCAUACUCAAGUCUUCCAGCUUCCCACGUUGUGGUUUUGAUUUGGUACACUCUUAUGGUGCCGGCGGGCUCUCCAGUGCGGCAGGCAAGGGUACUUUGAAUCGCAGUGAUGAUAUUUCAGUCUGCAGUGUUUCAAGUUUAAGUACUGAGUUUUCUGCCACAUUGUCUGUCAGUAAUGAGGACUUCCUAGACUUCAUGGUCACAUCCGAGUCCAGUGCUGUUGUUACAUUUGAGAAUGAAGAUGUCUUACACCGUUCUGACAAUUCACUCUCAUCUCCUACUGACUUACACGGCAAGCUCAGCAGCCCCCAACCACAUCCUGUGGGGGUCUCUACACCACAUGAGACUAGACCUAAGAGACUGGGUCCACUCGCCAGCUUCUUCCACAGGAGUCUUUUUGCUAAGAGGAUGAAGGAUACGGGUGCACAGGAAGAACAGAGAGAGCCCGGCUGGAAGCUGUUUGGUAAAGGUCCACAUAAAGACCUUUCAGUCAAAGACUCCAGGAAAACACAAAAGGAAUAUGAAAGGAGUGGACAGUCAAGCAGUUCCACAUCUCCCAAGAAGAAUGUAAGAAGGAACCUGGACUUUGAGCCACUUUCAACCACAGCCCUUAUACUGGAGAACCGUCCAGCGAAUCUUCCUGCAAAGCCUGAGGAAGAAACACAGAAACACAGACAAGAAUAUGAGGAGAUGGUAGCUCAGGCCAAGAAGAGAGAGCUGAAAGAGGCCCAGAAACGGAAAAAACAACUAGAGGACAGGUGUAAACUCGAGGAAACCAUCGGCAAUGCUGCGCUCACCUGGAGUCAGGAGAUAUUACCCAACUGGCAAAGCAUGUGUUCAUCUAAGCGGGUGAGGGAUUUAUGGUGGCAGGGUCUGCCGCCCAGCGUGAGGGGCAAAGUCUGGAGUCUAGCGAUAGGCAAUGAACUAAACAUCACUGAUGAGCUGUAUAACAUCUGUUUGGCACGAGCCAAAGAAAAGUGGAAUGCCUUUGUAGCCCCAUCAGCUGCUGCAGAAACAGAGAUUGAAGAUGCAGGCUUGUCUCAUGCUGAUCGAGAAGCCAGUCUAGAACUGAUCAAGUUAGACAUUUCCAGAACCUUUCCCAAUCUCUGUAUCUUCCAACAGGGAGGCCCAUACCAUGAUGUAUUGCACAGCAUUCUGGGAGCUUACACUUGUUAUCGUCCUGAUGUGGGAUAUGUGCAGGGAAUGUCCUUUAUAGCAGCAGUGUUGAUUCUCAACAUGGACAUUGCUGAUGCCUUCAUUGCUUUUGCCAAUUUGUUGAACAAGCCUUGUCAAAUGGCUUUCUACAGAGUGGACCACAGCCUUAUGUUGACAUACUUUGCAGCAUUUGAAGUUUUCUUUGAAGAAAAUCUACCAAAGCUUUUUGCACAUUUCAAAAAUAACAACCUGUCCUCUGAUAUUUAUUUAAUUGACUGGAUCUUCACCUUGUACAGUAAAUCUCUCCCACUGGACAUUGCAUGCCGAGUGUGGGACGUGUUCUGUCGUGAUGGCGAUGAAUUUCUCUUCCGCACAGCACUGGGGAUUCUGCGUCUUUAUGAGGACAUCCUCACACACAUGGACUUCAUCCACAUCGCUCAGUUCCUGACGCGCCUGCCAGAAUACAUCUCUGCUGACGAGAUCUUCUCCAGCACAACCACCAUCAGCAUGAACAGCAAGAACAAGAAAUGGGCACAAGUUCUUCAGGCUUUGCAGAAAGGACAAGACCGUGGCAGUCCACUACUGAAACGCUAAGGAUUCAACUCCGGUCUUCUCUUCAACUUCACAGAGACUAAGAGAGAAACUCAUGUUGACUGUACAUGUGUUGUACUCAUCGGAGAUUAUCAGUACCAGUGGACACUGUAUGUGUCAUCUUCCACACACUGACCUCACAGGACUGGAACGGAGGCAACACAUCACAUGAAUGUACACCCCCACUUUCAGUUAGGUGUGGAAAUGUCCUAUCAUUACUUUCUUUUCUGCCUCCCUCAGCUUAAACGAGGCAUUUCCAUUUAAGAAAAAUAAAAUAAUAUAUGUUUUGCUGUGGGUUUCUGAGGUUGUUUUUAUGUGUUGUUUUUACCAUUGUUUCAAAGACUUAUUGCUCACUGAAUUAUUAUUUAUUCUACCUCUUACUCCCUGUCUGUAAUCUGUGUUUCUGUUUUUUUGUCUCACAAAUGUCUUUAUUCAGAGAUUUUUUUUGUGGAUUCUGAAAUAUAUUGCUGUGUUCAUGGUAUGUUACUGGAUUCUCUGUCCCUUCGUACUUUUCUCUCUCCUUUCUUAUCUUUUUUUGUUGUUGUUGUGCAAGUUCAAAACCAAACAUUCUGCAAUACUAGUGUUUCUGAAGUUACAAAGUUUGGUUUCAAUUCAUGCCUACAGAACUGGACUUUAGCAUAAUAAAUGUGGCUUUAACAUUGUGGUGCAGCUUGGAUCUCAAGGUGGUUAAAGUGUUGAAAAGAAAGAUUGAGUAUGAGUUCAGUGAUGAUGGUGGUUUCACAGCAUUAUGACAUCUCAUAUCAUCUUCAUUAAUAACUGAAAAACAAGCUUCUCUAGAUUAUGCUGUAAAUUAUUCUUGAUAUUCAACAAUUCAUUAAAUUGAGAUUAAAAUCAGAUAAAAUUGUAUUAUUCGUAAUAUAUAAAGUACCAUGUUAAAAUACUUAAUAAUCUUUACUUGUUUCAUGUAAAUAACAUGCACUAAACUGGCCUAAUUUGGAUACAGAUACUGACCUCAUAUGGAACAGCAAUAACAGCAUUUUUCAUGUUUUUUUUUUUUUUUUUUUUUAAGUGAAUUCAUUCAUUUUGGUGAAUGUUUUUCACUGAAAAGUAUGGACAGCAUCACAUUAAACAUUAUUGUAUUGAUUAGAAUUCAUGGAAGUUCAUGGAUUUAUUAUUGUGAGGAAAAUUAUUUUUGUGAGGAAAAGACUUAAAUUUAAUAUCCUCUCAGAGAGUUUAAAUGUAUACUGUAUGAACACAGUAAUAUGUAAACAAGCUGAAGGCACCAGAAUAUUGAACAGUAAUUGAUAUCUUGCACACUCUAAAGUAAGUUUAUGUUCAGUUAUUAUCUAGAUAAUGUGGUGAGAUUAUCCUAUUUUGUGAUCACUGUGAUCGAAGGAAAACCUCCCACCUUUUUCUGUGGUCUAAACCACACUACUGCAAUAAGCUGCUUUGCUUUUUCUUUUACAUAGAUUCUCACUGUCAUCUUUAUUAUGCUCUGCUAUUUUGUGUUUUGUUUCUUUUUCAUUACCAUGUAGGAACCCCAGUAUUUGUGUUGUGUUAAUAUUUGCUGUUUUCAUUAUAAUCUGAUAAUUAAUUGCCCUCAACAUUUAAAUAGCCUAUUUUUAUAUCUGGGGGAAAAAAAACACUAGGAGCUUUAAGUAAAUGGCUUUUUAUUUUUGCCUUAAGUCCAAGGUUUUGAAAUAACUUCCAUAACUCAGAAAAAUAACUUUAAAGACUUCAUAUCGAGUGCUUUCAGUUGUUUGGGGUCAUGUACAAUAAAAGGAGUGCUUCAUGAUCUUAAUUGUAAUGAAAGAUGUGUAUGUGUGUGUAAACAUCUUCAUGUUAUGUGUGAACAAUCGGAACAAUUAAUGUUGUUCAAAAGAGCAUAGACCGUCCAGGAAAACAGGAUAUGUUGUCCAUGAAGUACAGUAAUGUAUUGUUCAAUGUGUUUGUGUUUUGGGUAGGAAUUGACAGAAUUAGGUGGUAAGAUAAAGGCAUUAUGAUGUUAAAUGAACACUGAAAGUGUGCAGAGCAGACUGUGUGCAUGCAAUCCCACACUUGAAACUUUGAGACGUUAUUUGAGCAUGCACCGACACAGGUCUCACAACACACUUUGACCGGUCUCUGUUCUUCUGUGUUUGUCCUAAAAUGCUGCUUUGCUUUUGUUGUGUCCGUACAGAUGAUGUAGAAUAAAAUAAAGUUGUAUAU